Arachis stenosperma is the source of this 1920-nucleotide messenger RNA. RefSeq lists its product as uncharacterized. The coding region runs from base 1 to 1920 and encodes 639 amino acids. The record is from RefSeq and is a predicted model, not a curated record. NCBI's taxonomy places the organism in Eukaryota, Viridiplantae, Streptophyta, Magnoliopsida, Fabales, Fabaceae. The transcript is spliced from 2 exons.
AUGGCGGAAGGAACACGCCUGAACCGAUUAGAGGAGCUCACUAUGUCGAAUAAGCAAGAGGUCACCACCCUUAGCCGCGGUCUCGUGGAAGCUAACGAGAGGAUCGCCGAUACGCAAGCUCAGCUCACGAACAUGGACUCUUCCUUACGAUCCAUUGAAAAACUGCUUCGUGAGAAUUUGAAAUUGAAACUUAAGGUGAAUGAUUAUGGCUUCAAUGGUGACGACACCAUGGAAGGUGGUUCAGGGGCAGGGUCUGUGAGUGUGGGGGCUGAGCAACCGUGGCCCCGACUCAGAGUGAAAGUCGCCGAUCUACCAAUGUUUGACGGUGAGGGGGUGGAGGAUUGGGUGUUUCGGGCCCGCCAAUACUUAGAGACUUUUGAGAUACCCAUGGAACAACGAAUCAGGGUAUUGUCAUUUCACUUGGUAGGGGCGGCUUAUGCUUGGUAUCGGUGGGGGAUAAACAACAACAUGGCAGUUAGUGAAUCGGUGGAAGAAUAUCAAUGCCAAUUUGAAGAAUUGACCAAUCGAGUCAACGGAUUGAGUGAAGAAUGGAUAAUCUCACUAUUCGUAGCCGGACUCAAGGAGCCAUUGAAGUGUGAAUUGCUCUUGGCUCAACCUACCUCUUACGUACAAGCUGUCUCCAUCGCCAAACUGCAUGAACAAAAAAAUGCGGUAACUGCAGGCCUAGCUAGAAGCACUAUUAAUAAGCCCAUUACUCAACAAGCCCCAACCCGAUUUGCACCCAACCGCACUCUCAAUCCCAUUUACACUAAUCAGAAAAUUCAAACUAAUCCCACAUCUACCAACCCCACAAACCCUGCAAAUCUCCAUUCCACCAACACUCCCACCAAAGCACCCCAGCCACCAUUCAAGAAAUUAACAAGUGCUGAGAUUCGGGCUAGACGAGAAAAAGGAUUGUGUUACUAUUGUGAUGACAAAUAUGCACCGGGACAUCGUUGCAAGGCUUCAUAUCAAUUGCUCAUUGGGGAAGAGGAACUUCGGGAGUUGUUGCACGGAACGACAGAGGGUAAUGGAGAGGUACAUGAGUCAGACACCGAAGAAGAGGAGGAAGAGGAUGAACAGCAGAAUCCGCGGAUUAGUCUCAAUGCUUUUGAAGGGGAAUUUCACCCUGAGACCCUGCGUGUGAAGGGUACCCACGCCAACAAGCAGCUGCUGAUUUUAAUCGAUGGGGGUAGCACCCAUAAUUUUAUCAAGGGGUCCGUAGCUAAGAAGCUCAAUUUGUCUCUCACCCCUACACCUGCAUUAAAGGUAAUGGUUGGUAAUGGUGAAUCCAUAAACUGUGCUGCAAAAUGUCGAGACCUAUCACUAUUGGUGCAGGGAUACAAAUUCUCCGCGGACAUGUACGUAUUGGACCUUAAAGGAGCCGAUGUUGUGUUGGGUGUACAUUGGAUGAUGAGAUUAGGCACCAUCCGAAUUAACUACAUGGAGCUGUUUAUGAAAUUUAAGGAAAUGGGAACAUGGAUCACAUUCAGGGGUGAACGAUUGCUACGAGAGACCGAGCUUAAUUUCAGGGAGCUACGGAAACUCAGCGGAAGUAGUAACAUUGCUUCAUUGUUUCAAUUGGCAGCGAUUCCAUCGGUGGAAGAGCCCGUUCCGGAGGUAGAGGAAGUGGCUAUCCAAACAGUUAUUGAGGAAUUUAAUGAUGUUUUUGAAGAACCAAAACAACUACCCCCUCGUAGAGCUAUUGACCACCCCAUCCACCUUACACCGGGUGCAUCGCCAGUAAGCAUUCGACCAUAUAAAUAUCCCCAUUUUCAGAAGGAGGAGAUGGAGCGGUUAGUGUCGGAAAUGUUACAAGCGGGGCUGAUUAGGGAUAGCCAGAGUGCAUUCUCAAGUCCGGUUUUGCUAGUAAAAAAAAGGAUGGUGGUUGGCGAUUCUGCGUCGAUUAUAGAGCUUUGA